UCUCAUUAUCUCCGUUUUAACAUAAGAAAAAAAAAAGUUUGAAUCUUGUUUGUUAUCACAGUAGCAUAAUAGCAAAUGCUAACCAUUAAUGUCAGCUCUCUUUUUCUCCCUUCAAAACCCUCCCCUCUACUCUCUCUCCCCUCCAUCUCUCACCGCUGCUUUGCAGCCGGCUCCGGCGACCUUCGUCUGGGCCCCAUUUUCCCCAGGUGGUUCAAUAUCACAUCAGCAGCUGACGCUGGCAGUAUCCGAAUCGGCCAUGAAUCAGACGCUUCCUCCAGCACCGACGGCCCUUCCUCCUCCCCUUCCGGCGGCUCACAGAGGCGGGGACUUGGAGGUAGUGGCGGCAGUAGAGUAAAUGCUAGAGAGAAGAAAUGGUCGAGAAAUAGGGAGAGUUAUUUGGUUAACAAUGAAGAUGCUCUUCCUCUUCCUAUGACUCACCCUGAUUCUAAACCUGUUUCGCCCCAAGAGAUUGAGAAAAGACUCCAGUGUGAUCCUAUUAUUGAGGAUUGUAAGGAAGUGGUUUAUGAGUGGACCGGGAAGUGCAGAAGUUGCCAAGGCUCUGGUUAUGUAAGCUAUUUCAAUAGAAGAGGGAAAGAAACUAUUUGCAAAUGUGUACCUUGCCUUGGUAUCGGGUAUGUGCAAAAAAUAACAGGUCGCGCAGAUAUUGCUGCAAUGGAUGAAUUGGAUGAUGGAAAGCCAUUCUUGCCAUGAUAGUUUUUGACUUCAGGGAGUAUACUGAGUAAUAACUUUUUAAUGAGUUGUAGAUUGAAGAUUUAUAUACAAAGAGAAUAAAGUGAAACAUCAUUGAAAUGAGAAUUUCAAAAAUUGAUUCUGAUAAUUCCUUGUAACCUUUUGCAAAGAAUAUAUUCUUUUCUUCUUCAA
This is a messenger RNA of Mercurialis annua (annual mercury), 882 nucleotides long. RefSeq names its product protein disulfide-isomerase SCO2. NCBI's taxonomy places the organism in Eukaryota, Viridiplantae, Streptophyta, Magnoliopsida, Malpighiales, Euphorbiaceae. The coding region runs from base 76 to 711 and encodes 211 amino acids. The transcript has 3 exons. The record is from RefSeq and is a predicted model, not a curated record.